CGGUUGGAAAGAUAGGGUCAAUGACCCAGACGGCCACGUAAUAGGGUGGGGAAACUACUUUGUAAUCAAGCAGAGCACUGACCCUACUUACUGAUAGAAGUGAUGAUUUUCACAUAAUAUGCUAGUAUAACUGUUGGCAGCACUCCACAGUGCCUGUGUUUAGCGCUUUAGUCUGUCCGAACAAUUACAACUGAAAGAGCAGAAUUGUUCCUCUUCAUCCAACUGUAGAGGACAGGGGUAGCUGACAUCCGAUAUGUUUUCAGUCCUUUUUAAUCAUCAUAAAAUAGAGCACUUUCACAGAGUGCUAUGUUUGAUCUUUGACGAGCUCCUUACAUAUUUUGUGUGAUAAAUACAUUUCUGUGAUAAUAAACAGAUAACUGUUACAAGACACUUCCCUUUCUUGAUAAAAAUUCUGUGUAUGUUUAUCUCUUUUUAACAUUGAGCCAUUUCCUCUUUGGGCUUGUUUAAGGACGGGUGCCAUACAGAUAAUUUACUCUCUCCACCCUUUUCUAGAGCGAGGGAGAGUUCAAUAAACACAUUAUCAUUAUUAACCCUGGAGGAAAUAAUGUAAUCGCCCAUUGCCCCCAUCCUUAGAACUGGUCACUGUAAGACAUAUGGUCAUUUAUUUGAUUAAGUGACGCAUAACUGGACAAUCAAGCUGAGGCGCACACCAUGUACUCGUAAAGUAACCAAAUCUCAACCAAACUUCCCACUGUAUGCUAACAAAACUGAACAAAAGCUGUAAAUAUUCAAACAAGUAUCACACACUUCUGAUUCGAUAGGUCACAUGUUGUUAACAUAUAACACAAUGCUGCAAAAUGGCCCUAGCUGAGCCCAUCACAGGCUCACCUGACUAACCAGGGGUGUGGCAACACAGAAGCUCUAUAAAUAAAAAGCAUGUCAAGAAUUUCAUUCAUGACAUGGACAAACCCCAUCCACUGAGCUGCAGCACUCAGACUCACACAGGCUCACCAUGUUAAGGUCACUCUCCUGCACGCUGCUGCUUCUCAUCUCCUUCUCCAGCUCGGGGGAGAGCCGGCCUCAAGUGGCCCACGAAGGCACGCCUGAUAGAACGGACAGCCAGAGGGUCCUGCUUCUGGAGGCGGUGAAGACAGGGAUCCUCAGCUCGCUGGGUAUGGACAGGAGGCCCAGGCCAACCCAAAAGGCCUCAGAGGAAGAGCUGAGGAAAAUGUAUCAGCUGUACAGGGAAAAACAGAGAGAGAUAAGAGGAAACUCCAGCCAGACAGUGACAGAAACCUGGCAAUCCAUCAUGUCUACCGUGCUCUUUCCAGCUACAGUGGAGCCACUAGAAGUGCUUCGGAGAGUGGAACAUCUGCAGUCAGGUCAACGUAUGCAGUGGUAUAGAGCUGUUUUCCACAAGAACCCCAAUAUCCAGACUGAACUGACAUCAGUUCGAGCUGAGCUGAAAAUUUCCAGGCAGGUUUUAAACAAAUCCACUUCAGUUCAGCCUGAGGUAAGACAACAGGUUAAAGUUAAAGUAAACAGGAGGAAGCCGAUGAACUCUUCUGCAUGGACACACAUUGACUCAACAGUCCAUGCAAAUAUGUCAAGCACUCAAGAUGUGAUCCUUGACAUCAGCCAUGAGGUAGAGAAGUGGAUGAGGACUGACAGCGGUCAGGCGCUGGUUGUGGAUGUAGGGAUAGUUGUGGGUGAAAAAGAUGCCCUUAUGGUAAAUCCUACUGUUUCUCUAGAAAUAGGCCUCCCACAGCCCAAACCAGCCCGGAAGACUAGGCUGCCUCGCUCCAACAAGGAAGACGAAUGUGAUGAACGAGGAUGGUGCUGCCAGAAGUCCAUCACCGUGUCCUUCAAAGACAUCGGCUGGACGGACUGGGUGGUGGCCCCAACUGAGUACACAAUGCAUUUCUGUGACGGCACCUGCCCCCACAACUACAAGCCUGCAAGCAUGCACACACAGGUGAAGUCUCGGUUGCAGCAGAUUAGCAAAGGAGGGACCCCUCCCCCCUGCUGCGUGCCGGCGGCCUACGAACCCAUGGUCCUCAUGCACUAUGACAGUAGGGGGAGGUUGAAGCUAACUCCUUUCAAUGACUUGAUUGUCAGUAAAUGUCACUGUGCCUGAAGAAAAAAUUAAACUUUAAACCUAUCCUUUUGGGAGAGCAUUGCACCUAGAAGAAUAUGUUACAUGGUAAAAAACUAUUUAUUUUAAUUUCUAUUUAUGGUCCUAAACAUAUAUUUGUGUUGUGUUAUUGCUUUAUGUUACAGAAUAUUUAAGUACUACAUAAUAUUUAAUUUUAUUACUGUUUAUUAUUUAAAGUACUGUAUUGUUUUAUGAAGCACCUGGUUUAGAUAUUGAGUUUGUUGUAA
This is a messenger RNA of Micropterus salmoides (largemouth bass), 2343 nucleotides long. RefSeq names its product growth/differentiation factor 8. The transcript has 2 exons. Gene Ontology annotation, biological process: SMAD protein signal transduction. The record is from RefSeq and is a predicted model, not a curated record. Gene Ontology annotation, cellular component: extracellular region. Gene Ontology annotation, molecular function: cytokine activity; growth factor activity. NCBI's taxonomy places the organism in Eukaryota, Metazoa, Chordata, Actinopteri, Centrarchiformes, Centrarchidae. The coding region runs from base 974 to 2098 and encodes 374 amino acids.